Messenger RNA from Trichobilharzia regenti, 2690 nucleotides. The record is from the annotation of a GenBank genome assembly. NCBI's taxonomy places the organism in Eukaryota, Metazoa, Platyhelminthes, Trematoda, Strigeidida, Schistosomatidae.
AGCCUUCAGCUAAACAAGUCUACUUAAACUCUAAGGGUCAGCAUCCAAUGUUCACUGAUGAUUCCUGUGGUCACGAUGUAAUUCUUCUCUCAGACAUAAUCUAUUCCUAUGGUCAAUAAUUUUGGGGAAUUAUUUACCACUACAUCCUCUUAUAGUCUACCUAAGCUAUUUCAUUUGGAUGACUGGACGAACUACAGUGAAGUUUUGCAGGAGAUCAGCAGCCUUUAUCUUAGAAUCAAGAGGCAAGCAUAAAGAAAUCAAAUUGGUUUGCACUGGCUCGUAAAACCGAUACUGCAUGGGCGCGCGUAUUUUUGAGUUGCAGCUAUGCGUAUCUCAGGUGUACUGCGGAGGCAGGUGUUAUCAUAUAUGGAGUUGCAGCAGUACGUCACUGCGUGUUAUUGGGCUGACAAACUUGUUUGCUUAGAAAAAUAUCGUCCGGAAGAUGUUUUACUAUACGCCAAAGCGUUAUACCACAGUCGACAAUACCAUCGUGCAAUUGUUUUAAUUCAAAACUGCAAGGAUUUAAAACGAUCACUUAUUUGUCGUUAUUUCAUUGCCCAAUGUUAUUACGCUUGUUCAGAGUAUAACAAGGCAUUGGAAAUACUUGAACAACCUGAUAACUCUACUAAUAUUAGUUCAUUGGCUCCGUGUCCAUUGUCAAAACUAUUCACACAAUUACACAGUGAAACUGUUGACAGUGAAACUUCAUCAAAACAGCUGAAUAAUGUUGAAUCUAAUGAAUUAAUCAAUGAAUUUACUUCAGAACAUCUUCAAAGUAGCAUAGCGUUAUUAAAGGGAAAAUUGUAUGAAUUAAUGGACAAUAGGUCAUUAGCAAUACAAUUUUACAAAGAAGCUUUACUUCUUGAUGUAACAUGUUAUGAGGCUUUUGAAAAAUUAGUACACCUUCAGUCCAUUAGCUCAGAGGAAGAGUCUCUGUUAUUAAGUGAAUUAAACUUUGUUGAACACCUUAAUCCACUGAUGGGUAAAUUAACUGAAUUCCUUUAUAAGGAUAAAUUGAAUAAGAGUUCAGUUUCAGAAGAUAAAAUACCUGAUGAAUUUGCUUCUUUAAACGACAAUGUUGAUAUUAUAGUUAACAAAGCUGGACGUAUGUUGGAUAUGUGCAGAUUUUACGAGUGUUAUAAUAUUACUUCAAGACUAAUACGAUCAGAUCCAUAUAAUCUUGCAUGUCUACCAAUUCAUAUAUCUGUUUUAAAGGAGUUGGGGAAAUCCAAUGAACUCUUUAAAAUAUCUCAUGAGCUUAUGGAUGUGUAUCCUACUAGCGCACUUGCAUGGUUUUCAGUUGGUUGUUACUAUUUAAGCAUUAAUAAGAAUGAACUUGCCAGACGACAUCUUGUGAAAGCUUCACAACUAGAUAGAAGGUAUGGUCCUGUAUGGCUUACACUUGGACAUGCAUUUGCUGCAGAUGGUGAGCAUGAUCAGGCUAUUUCUUCCUACUGUACAGCUGCUCAAGUUAUUCGAGGCUCACAUAUUCCUAUAAUGUACAUUGGUAUAGAGUAUAGUGCUAGUAAUAAUCGUAAUCUGGCUGAACGAUUUCUCAAUGAAGCCUAUCUGCUUAGUCCAACUGAUCCAUUUGUUUUACAUGAAUUAGGCACAUUGGCGUUUGAAUCACAAAAGUAUGUAGAUGCUACAAGAUUUUUGGUUCGAGCAUAUGAAAAAGCCUGUGAAUUAAGCGGACAAGUCCCGUCACCAUUUUGGGAACCUUUGGUUAAUAAUCUUGCACAUUCAUAUAGAAAAAUGGGACUUUACAAUCAAGCCAUAGCUAUGCAUGAGUUGGCACUUCGUCUUGUACCUGAGUCUCAGACAACACUUGCAAGUCUAGCUAUGGUUCAUGCCAUCAGCGGUAACCUCGAGGUUGCGGUGGAUUAUCUCCAUCGUUCUGUUGGAGUUCACUCGGGUAACUGUGGUUUAACUUCAAGCAAUAUAGCAUCUACAAUGCUGAAUGUGUGUAUUGAGGCGUUAACGGGAAAAGGACCUUAUGCUUCUGGUCAGAAAGUUGGAAGAGUGAGAUGUUUUAAUUGUAUCCAGUUCAUUGUUAUUCUGGAGAAAUUCACCAGUGAUAACCCCAGAAGAAAAUGAACUACAUCAAUUCUUUCACUUAUGAUACACCAGUGUGUUACGCCUCGGCUGGAUGCUUUCGUAUGCCCAUUUCGGUCAAAUCCUGUUCCAUGUGGUAUGAGCCUUGUCAAUUUGGUUUUAGUCAUUUCUUAUCAGAUUUGUCGAAUACCACUUAACGAAGUUGCGCUAAGAGCUGCUUUUCUGAUAAGCGGGUGAUAAGUAAUUUUCUUCUUUCCGCCGUAAUGUCAAUCUACUACAGCUUGUAUUUCCUCCGAAGAGUCCUUGUAAGCGCCUAAACUUCUUUAAAGAUAUCCCAGAUACGCUUCCUGAACAACUCCUUCCACCUGCUGGACCUGGUAGUCUUCCUGGAUCUGAUCGAAUCCGCUUUAAAAAACCACUUAACGAAAUUUCUAAAUCCACGAAACCAGCACUUCAAUUGGAUGUUAAUUACCAAGCGAAGCCUGUUGAUAUGACUAAUUUAUCGCCAAAUACAAGUGACGAGGAUGCAUCUAUGGAUCUUGGUUAAAUACCGCCACCUGUGUGCUGAUCAGAUGUUUUGUAAUUAAAUGUGCAACAAUUCAAAACUUCAUUUUAAUAAAAGUGUGUCCUUUUUC